GAAGAGAAACAACAAGCGCGGCUUUGUGUUUACUUGUUUGCUGUUAUCUCUGUUUAUUUUUUGCCUUCAUUUCCUUUUUAAUAAUAUUUUUGCUGAUUGCCAUUCUGCUGGUUACAAAAUUUUCGAUCCGCGAACGACGCAAACAAAUAAAUCUGCGGGCAAAAUUUGUUUUUUUUUUCUUUCGUUCUGAAUCUAAUCAAAGUAUCGAUGGGAAAAUCAGUGCUUGGUUUUGGAAGCAGCAAUUGAAAUAUUUGCUUUUAAAGAGGAGGGGAGUACCAAGAAAGUGCUGUUAAAACAACAACAACAACCAAGAAAGUGAGUGUAUUUAAAGCUGCACCAAAUAUUUUUAAUAAAAGCUGCAAAGAAAUACCAAUUUUUAAUUUUGGUGCGCCAGCAAAAAAGCAAAUUGCGAAAGUUGGAGAAGUCGGCUGCACAACUCCAAAAGACCGUAAAAAAGAAAUUGCUGUGGCAGCGACGUCCUUGCUGAAACUUGGAGGCUGGUCGGUUGUUCGCGGCCAUUGUGGCAGCCAAAAAAAGGAAGACGAAGUCGAUUUGAUAUCAACGACGUCCCUGCUGCUGCUAUUAGCAUAGUCGCCGUGAAGUGUGUGUCAUUGAAAGCAAUAAAAUUGAAGACGCCAAACGAAACAAUUGAGUGGAUUAAUGCGGAGGUAGGUAAAGCGCAGAGGAGACGUUAAUCGGAGUUUCAAGUUGCGCAUAGCUGGAAAAGGUGCUAAAAGUGGCGUAGUGAAAUUAAUACAUAUAUUGGCUGCUGCAAACGUGUGAAGGGCAAAGCAAAAGUGGUGGUAGGAGCGGAACUGUAUUAGUCACCAAGCAAGUCGUUGAGGAUAUACGCAAACAUACAGUGUACAAAGCUCUGGGUAUUUGCUGCUAUCAAACAAAGAUUUUUCGCCAUUCACGAACAUCUCAAUAUUUCAACUGAUACACCCGAUAACCAAAACGGCUGUAUCUAAUUGCAACUGAGGAAGCAUCUUUUGUGGGCAGGAACUGAAAAGAGCGCAACGAGACACUUGCAAUAUUGUUAAUAUAGCAAUAUGGAGUCGGAUGAGGAUUCGUACGAGAUGGAGAAUGUCGAUUCUGGAAAUGUAUCGUCCGGCGACGAGGGCGAUGAAGAUUUCGGUAUGGAAGUCGAUAUACCCUCUUCACAUGAUCGUCAAAUGGAAACAGAGGAAUAUCAGUACGAAGUGCUCACCACAGAUGAAAUAGUACUGCAUCAGCGCGAAAUAAUCGAUGAGGUUAACAAUGUACUCAAGCUACCGCCCACAAUAAUCCGCAUACUGCUGAAUCAUUACAAAUGGGACAAGGAAAAGUUGCUAGAGAAAUACUUUGAUGGUAAUACGGAAGAGUUUUUCAAGGGCGCACAUGUCAUCAAUCCAUUCAACAAAUCCACCAAUCCAAGUCGACUCAAGGGUGAACGCACAGUUUAUGUGUGUAAGCAGAGAAAUAACAAAAAGCUUUUUCUUCAGAUGAUCAAAAACCCUGUAGAGGAAUGUGAAAUUUGCUUCUCAUUGCUGUCACCAGAUAGUAUGACCGGUCUGGAGUGUGGCCAUCGCUUUUGUUUGGCCUGUUGGCGUGAGUAUUUAACCACAAAGAUCGUCACCGAAGGUCUCGGUCAAUCCAUCUCGUGCGCCGCGCAUGGCUGUGAUAUUUUAGUUGACGACGUUACUGUCACCAAACUAGUGGAUCCGCGUGUCAAAGUGAAAUACCAACAAUUAAUCACAAACAGUUUUGUCGAAUGCAAUCAACUAUUGCGCUGGUGUCCGUCCGUUGACUGUACGUACGCAAUCAAAGUAUCGUAUGGCGAUUCGCGUCCGGUAGGUUGCAAAUGUGGGCAUGUCUUUUGUUUUGCAUGCGGCGAGAAUUGGCACGAUCCAGUCAAGUGUUGUUGGCUGAAAAAGUGGAUUAAGAAAUGCGACGAUGACUCGGAGACAUCUAAUUGGAUUGCGGCUAACACCAAAGAAUGUCCCAAGUGCAAUGUGACGAUCGAAAAGGAUGGCGGCUGCAAUCACAUGGUGUGCAAGAAUCAAAACUGCAAACACGAUUUCUGUUGGGUAUGCUUGGGGUCAUGGGAGCCACACGGUUCGUCGUGGUACAAUUGCAAUCGCUACGAUGAGGACGAAGCAAAGGCGGCGCGUGAUGCACAGGAGAAGCUGCGCUCCUCCUUGGCAAGGUACUUGCAUUACUACAAUCGUUAUAUGAAUCACAUGCAAUCGUUGAAAUUUGAAAAUAAACUAUAUGCGGCAGUCAAGCAUAAAAUGGAAGAGAUGCAACAACACAACAUGUCUUGGAUCGAAGUGCAAUUCUUGAAAAAGGCUGUAGAUAUACUCUGUCAGUGCCGCCAAACACUCAUGUACACAUACGUGUUUGCCUACUAUCUGAAGAAGAAUAAUCAGUCAAUGAUCUUUGAAGAUAAUCAAAAGGAUUUGGAAUCAGCAACAGAGAAACUAUCUGAGUACUUGGAACGUGAUAUAACGUCAGAGAAUUUGGCUGAUAUUAAACAAAAAGUACAGGAUAAAUAUAGGUAUUGCGAGAAGCGUCGGAAGGUGCUUUUGGAUCAUGUACAUGAAGGCUACGAGAAGGACUGGUGGGAGUAUACAGAAUGACGCGAAUCCUGGAUGGAUGAUUAAACAGCACCAACAACAAAUUAUUUUCAUUAAAUAAGCAACAGAAAACAGAGCAGGGAAGGAGAGAAAGCAGCAAGCGGAAAACGAUCAGUUAAGAAAUCAGUCUGUGUUUGUCAAAUAAAAAUACAAGCAAAAUCAACAAUAACAAACGAACCAAAAAUAUGUAAAAAAAAGCGCAAUCAAAUUAAGCAGAGUAAGGUCAGAUGUGGAACUAAACGGGGAGGAGAAGUGGAGAUGAAGCGCAGAGGGCGAAAGGUAUCGAGGCGUGGCAAACACCAGUCAGAGAAAGAAGUGGGGCAAGCAACGAAGACUAAGUUGCAAAUUUAUUAUAAAAUUUCCUCAAAUAAAGAAGAGAAAAUAAACAAAAUACAACAAAUAGCAACAUUACAAGAACACAACAAAAGCAAUUGCAUAUACUAUAUAUAUGUAGAUAUAUAUAAAUAUCCAUAUGUGAAUUACAAACAGGCAGCUGCAGCGCAAGGGGCGAUUCGUUGGCCAAAGGUUUGAAACCCACUUAAAUGAGUCUACAUUCAGCUGGACACAAAUGCGUCAGAGAGCGCGUUGCCUUUUCUGGCAGUUCUGGCAGUUUAGGCCUUUUUAUAGUAUGCGCAGCAAAGCUUUGUCAACUUUAGUAAUCCUUUGAAAUGCCUGCGCAGCCAAUAAGUGGUUGUGCCGAGUUACUCUAGUCUCCAGCGCAUACACCCAAACACAUACUUACACGUUUGCGGGAACAUGCCUGAACUCUACUCUGUUCUACUCCGCUCUGCUCCACUUCACCCUAAUCUACUUGGCCGAAUGACACACACACAUACAUAGGCGCGCGCCCGCCCUUGGUUUGUUUUUUUUGGUAUUUCCAAGCAUUUUUGAUUGCCAAUUAAUUCGUCAUUGCUUGCUGUUUUCAUCGUAUCUCUACUUGAUUAGUUUUUAUUAAGCAAAUUAGCGUUAGAGUGGCGUUUUAAAUGAAACAACACUUAUGUAGUUAUGUAAAGCAAAGGAAAACAAAAAGAGAAAUAAAUAAAAAGCGACAAAAACUCAA
Molecule: messenger RNA, 3678 nt
Organism: Anastrepha obliqua
Lineage: Eukaryota; Metazoa; Arthropoda; Insecta; Diptera; Tephritidae
Gene: ari-1
Product: E3 ubiquitin-protein ligase ariadne-1
Exons: 8
Coding region: 1053-2621 (522 amino acids)
Biological process (GO): ubiquitin-dependent protein catabolic process; protein polyubiquitination; positive regulation of proteasomal ubiquitin-dependent protein catabolic process
Cellular component (GO): ubiquitin ligase complex; cytoplasm; nucleus
Molecular function (GO): zinc ion binding; ubiquitin conjugating enzyme binding; ubiquitin protein ligase activity
Source: RefSeq, a predicted model, not a curated record